GUUGGUUCUUGUCCCCUCCCCUCAAGACACAGACAACAACACACACCUUAAUAGGGGCGCGUCUCCGACACAGCCGCCGACCAAUAACCCGUCUGUCUGGGCAGAGACCAAGGGGGAUGAACGCUUGUCGGGGCCCAAUCAGCGCUUUUGUGUUGCCUGCCGGUGCCGGGGACUGGUCGUGAGGAACUGCUGCAGCGCUUCAGGAUCGGAAAUUGAACCCGGAGCCAGUGGAACCUGAGGGGUAAAGGCGAGUCAGGAUGGAGCGGAUCAGUGAGGAGGCCUUGCGGAUGAACCUGCUGAAGCGGGGCGUGGAGGCGCCGGAGGAGCGGGAGGAAGCGUUGUCCAAGCGGCUGAAGAUGGAGGGCCACGAGGCCAUGGAGCGGCUGAAGAUGCUAGCGCUGCUCAAGCGCAAGGACCUGGCCAGCCUGGAGGGCGGUGCCGCCGAGGCCAAGGGGGGCGGGGCCCAGGGGCCUGCGGGGGGGGGCGCCGGGUACGAGGAGAAGGUGAACGGAAGCCUGAGAGCCGCGGCUGGCGCCCACGGAGCUGCGGGGAAAAACGGGAAGGAGAACAUGGCGGACGAGCCGGUGGACAUGAGCGCCAGGAGGGGGGAAGUGGAGCGAGAGCGUCGCACCCCCUCUCCAGACGUGAUCAUCUUGUCUGAUAACGAGGCGUCCAGCCCCCGCGCCCCCCCCCACACAGAGGACCGCCUGCGCUCAGCCAACCUGGAGAUGUUUAAGGGGAAGAGUGGGGAGGAGCGGCAGCAGAUGAUUAAGGCGUUGAGGGAGGAGCUUCGGCUGGAGGAGGCGCGGUUAGUGCUCCUCAAGAAGCUGCGCCAGAGCCAGAUCCAGAAGGAGAAUGUGGUGCAGAAGGUGCCGGUGGUCCAGAACUCAGGCUCCUCGGUCCAACCCUCCCCCCUGCACGGCUCCCAGGGCCUGGCCAAGAUGCCCAUGCGGCCUGGCCUCCACACUCAAGAGCCCCAGAACCUCCGCACUGUACAGGGGCAUACAGUGAUCAGGUCGGCCGCCAGCGCCGCCCUGCCCCAGAUGAUGAUGUCACAGCGUGUCAUCGCCCCGAACCCCGCCCAGCUUCAGGGCCAGCGGGUGCCCCCCAAGCCUGGAAUGGUCCGCACAUCCUCGGGGGGCCUCAACAAUGCCAUGGGUUACCAGCAGGCCUCCAGCCAGCAGGUGGCAGCCUCCCAGCGCUCCAGCUCCUCGGCCAUCUACAUGAACCUGGCCCACAUGCAGGCGGCGGGUGGGGUCGGGGUGGGGAGUGUGGGCGGGGUGGGUGCAGUCAGCCCCUCCACCCUCCCCAGCCCGGGUGUGGGGUCUCUGGGGGACCAGGUGAGCAGCCAGGCGGCCGCCAAGCUGGCCCUGCGCAAGCAGCUGGAGAAGACCCUGCUGGAGAUCCCGCCCCCGAAACCACCGGCACCCCUCCUCCACUUCCUGCCCUCUGCCGCCAACAGCGAGUUCAUCUACAUGGUGGGCCUGGAGGAGGUGGUGCAGAGCGUCAUCGACAGCCAGGGUAAGCUGCGGGGGGCGCUGUCCCGCAUGGAGCCCUUCUGCUGCGCCCAGUGCCGGACCGACUUCACCCCCCAUUGGAAACAGGAGAAGGGGGGGCGGAUCCUCUGCGAGCAGUGCAUGACGUCCAAUCAGAAGAAGGCUCUGAAGGCCGAGCACACCAAUAGGCUGAAGAACGCCUUUGUGAAGGCCCUGCAGCAGGAGCAGGAGAUUGAGCAGAGACUUCAGCAGCAGGCGGCCCUGUCUCCCAGCUCCGCCCAGACCGUGCCCAGCGUCAGCAAGGCUGAGACCAUGAUCCGACACCAGGCGCUGCGACAGGCCCCCCAGCCCCAGGCCUCUCUCCAGCGAGGCCUGUCCAGCUCCGCGCGUGGCGUGCUGUCCACCUUCGCCCAGGCAUCCCAGCUGUCCGUAGCCAGUGGGCUGAUGGGAAUGGCGGGGAAGCAGCAGCAGCAGCAGCGCUGCGGAGGGGGCGGGGCCAGUGGUGGAGGGGGCGGGGCCAGCAGGUCACAGCAUGAGAGCCGGCGCCAGCUCUACAACAUCCCUGGGCUGAACAUUUCCUACCUGAAUCCAGGUGGGGUGGGCGGGCACAAGACCUCCAGCCUGGCAGACAGACAGAGGGAGUACCUGCUGGACAUGAUCCCGCCCCGCUCCAUAUCGCAGUCCAUCUCUGGGCAGAAAUGAGCCCUGCCCCCUCCCACCAAGACCACACCCCCCACCCCUGUGUACCCUGCCCCUAACCCCGCCUCCCCCAUCACUCAUAGCAACGCCCCGCCCCUGGUGCAUUGCUGUCAGUGUCCACAGAGCCCACUAACCCAUCUGAACAACACAAUCAGCAAGUAUAAAAGCUGCCAAGCUGUCAGUGAAGUUGCUUUCUUACUAGCAAAAUCAUCAUAUAAUUGUUAUUAGUAUUAUUAUUAUUAGUGUUAUUAUUAGUAUUCAUAUUACAUAUAACCUUUAUCGUUAUUAUCACUAUUGCUUCUGUUGCUGUUCUUAUUACAUUUAUUAUUAUGCUAAUUGGUUCAAUUAUCUUCUAUUUUAAUUUUUUAUUUUUUAUUUUUUUUGGGAUGGGGCAAAAGUGUCCCAAAAUUAAGUUUCAAAAAAUAUAUAUUUAAUGUUUACUCCAGCCCCACACCCAUUUUCCCACUCGCACCUCCCUUCUCCUUCCCUCCCUUCUCCAUCAACAGGAAUUUUCCUGGCUGGAUUAUAAAAUUUAUCAUUUAAAAAACAAACAAACAAAAAAUGUUAAGUUUGAGGAAAAAAGCGAAUUUGCCAGCUAUUUCCUGUGGGUUGUUGGAACCUAUGGAGCAGCACUGUGCGCCAUAGGGUCUCUUUUGGUCCCUCUGCGUCUUCAAGGCCCUGGGGAACUCCAGAGAAUUCUACAGCCCCCUCCUUCUGCGUCCGCACAAGAGGGCCUUUCCCACAGAAAAACGCAUGUCACCUCGGCCCACUUUACCGAUCUCAGUGGAACCGUGAAGACACGGCCAGUGAAGGUUGGCACAUCGGUCCACUUUCAGAAAUGCGUAGAAUCUCACUGUUCCGGACCCGUGGAAUCCGGACCCCAUCGACGAAACAACUUUCGACCAAGGAUAUGCCAACAUGAACACAAGAAUGACCGCCAUGGCUGGACACCGGCUCGCAUGAAAUGGAACACGUCACAUGUAGGCAACACCAUAGGUGCUAAAGGCAAAUAGGCUUUGAGGUACCACCAAGGCUGUGGUCUAUUCGCAUGGCAACUGGUUGAGAGAGGAGGGGGAAGGUACUUGUUACUUCCUGUAAUUUGUAGUUAUAAUGUUCGAACGGUUUCAUGUCUGGCACGGCGCGAUUAAACGGAAAGUGGUGUUUUUUUGUUGUUUUUGCCUCGAGACCCCCUUUUUUCCUGUUUUUUGUUUAUGUUGUCCUUUGCAUGUUUUGACUGAUUGGAGAAGACUCGAAUGAGGGCAGAAAGAGAGAGAGCUGGUUAAUGUCGGAAUGGUUUUUUGGCUUCAAUCUGGGCUCUCGACCUUUUUUUUUUUUUUACGGCGGCGUCUCCCGUAGAAACCGUUGUGUGCCUGAGAGGUACUUUCCCGGGAGACGGUAAUUUUAAACUAAUGAAAAAAAGAAAUCAAUAAAAAUAUAAAAUAUCUAUAUAAAUUAUAUAUAGAUGAAAUAUAUUAUUAAAUGGAUUUAUCUAUAAUAGCAAGUCAUGGAUCAAUCAUCCUGUAUGCACAGGAGAACCCUCCAGCGGCACUUUGUUAUGAAGAGUUGAAAAACGGAAAAAGGAAAUGUUACAUUUCACAGGUUUUUUAGGUGGGUGGAUACUACCCUGUUGUCUACUAGAAUUUGGAGAACUAGGGUUUCUCCUUUCGCAAAUUGUUAUAAAUUAUCAUUUUUUAAAUCCACCUUAAUUAUUUUGAUGUUUUAACAAUCCAAACACUUAUUAAACUGGAUGGAGAGUGAGAGGGAGCUGUUGGAACUGGACUGCUAUUGGGGAAAAAAAAAAGUUUCAAACUUUUCCCUCUAACAUUAAGGAAACUUAAGCACUGCAAUGGUAGCUGGUUACCUGAAAAGGUACCGCUAGAUAGAAUGCCCCCCAGGGGCUGAGCUUUGGUCAGUCCCACAAGGGUCUGUGCCUGGCAGUUGGUUCAGAUGGCCUGGACUCUGGAGGCAAAGUGCUUUAAUGCUACAGUCUGUGAGCCUCGGUGCUCGAUGGGAGAUAAAAUAAAAUAAGAAUAAACGGCAGUAUUCAAGCACUGAACAGUAUUACAUUCAAACUGGAUAAACCAGUCACCAGGUCACUGAAAAAACACCCAAUGCCGUCAGGUGGAGGGGGUCGUCUCAAUGGCUUUUAGGCUCUUCGUUCUUUCUGUAAAGCUUACAUUGUUUGCCGACCUGGUUUCUGGAACUGGUGAUUUAAAUGUCAGUUGGUACAGUUCACAAAGGUGGUGGGGGUGGGGGGGCGUUAUGAUCAAGAGAUGUCUGAGGAGGCCUGUGGUCGCAUGGCAAUAAAUCGAUCCCUUAUUCUGCUGGAUUACCUGUUCUGUUUCGUGUAGCUGCUGCUGGCUUUAUUUUGAUCAGUGCUCGUCACACCUGACGUCCCAAGUUGGGCGGGGCUAAGGCUGGGUUAAACUGGGCAUGAUUGCCACUGCCUUUGAUCAUCGUAGCCCUUUCAGGCCCUGGACAGCAGCAACCAAAAAGAGUGUUUGGCUGCAAAAGUGAUUUUUUUUUAAUUAAUCUAUUUUUUAAAAUGUAAUUUAAUUUUUAUUUUUUUAUUUUCUUUUAUUUUUGGCAGGUGGAGGAUGUUAAUUGUGUCAGUAAUGUGACGUACCGGUACCACACUUGACAGCCCCACCUGCUACGGCAGGGGUUCCCAAAAUGUCAACGUCCAGAACCCAAUUAAUGGGUUUUUUUAGGACCCACCCCCACAGUGUCAUCUAGCCUAAUAAGUUCAGACACCAGAGAAGGUGAACAAAAUGCAGUACAUUUUUACGGAUGACGGUGUAACUGCAUGUGCCAUCACCAGUAGGCAACUUUUGAUUUAAAUAAUUCCUUUGGACAGGGUCAAAGUAUGCAUGUUACUACCCAUCUUGGACCCACACCACCUCCACUGACUCCUGGCCCACACCACCCCAGUGACCAUCCGUCCACUAUUUUGGAACACCUAAUCUCUGGCCCAUCUUAAGAUAGCCGGUUCCAACCUCAAAAUUUUGGCUGUCCCGGCAAGCGGCAUCUCAGAACUCGAUACACAACUUGGAAGUCGCCAGGAGAGUAAAUACUUGUGGGCACAUUUGAUCCGCAGGUGCAAUAUUUAAGAGAAGUGGGGAAGUUUACACUCUUGCGAGAAACUUUUUUUUUAUUUUUUUUUUUAACAUGUCCCCUGUUUACGGUUGGUUAAAGUGGAUUGCAAUACAAUUAUGUUCCUUUUAAAUCUUGGCACGGGGAGGAGAUUUAAUUCUCUCUUGAUGUUAAAUUGUCUUGUUUCUGAGUCAACAUUGCAAAGACUGACUUGUAUAUUGAAAACAUCUUUCUCUCUAUCUCGCUCUCUUAUAAACUAUGCUAGAAGCAUCCGUGUACCUUAGUUUUAAUAUCAAUCACAAAAAAAAUCAAAAGAUAUCGGGAAAAAAAGGUUUUUAAAUGUCAAUUUUUUUAAGGUUUUAAAUAUUUUUUUAAAAACGUCUUUCGCUGACUUCACGAUUCAGUUCAACAAUUUGUUUUUCUUUUUUAUUUGUAAACAAAAAUUGUAUGAACUAUGAAAUCAAAUGACAUGAUAUUUGCUAGGUCAGAAGUAAUAAUGACUUAUUGUACAUAAGCUUUUUUCCUUGGAUUUAAGAAAAAAAUUAAAAUAAGAUGGUUGUAUAUUGUGUAGAAAAUCAAACAAAAAGCCAUGAAUAUUGUGAAGCGCGUCAUUUCGUUUUGUGAUCACUGUGUAUUAACUUGUAAGAAAUGUGCAAAAUGUAUGAGAUUAUAAUUCUCUCUUUGUUUUUGUUUUUAUUAGCGAUAAACGCAUUUUUUGCCCUUACUGUAUAUUUUUGUAGUUCGUAGUGUUAGUAGAGGAUUUGAUCCGUAUCUUAAUAGAAGCUUUGAAACAUUUCAUGGGUAAAUAUGCGUGAACAGUACUUUUAUUUUAUUUUUUGCUUUGCGUCAAUAAUGGUAAAGUUAAAACACGGUUAAUUUUGCUUAACAAAUUGCCCGCGCAGUUGUGAGGAGUGCGGCUGGGGAGGGAAGGGAAGUCAAAGGAAUAAGACGCAGUUUAAGAUUUUUCCCUGCUAAGUUUGGAAAUGAUUUAUUGUCCAGUCAGGGAAGCACAUCGCCCGUAUGUUAAUGGUAGGCAGUGGGAUUUCUGAAGAAGUGACCGGACAGUCCUAAAUUCCCAUUGUGCCAAUUUAGGUCAGUUAGUGACCAGACAGUCCUAAAUUCCCAUUGUGCCAAUUUAGGUCAGUUAGUGACAUUAACUGUCCAGGGGGAAAUUCGUUGCAGAUAUAAAAUAUCUGUAAAAUAUAUUGCUUCGUAGCACCAAUACAAAAAAUGUAGGCCUACAAUUGUGCUAUGUAUGUGCAUGCUAUUUCUCGUGACAAAAUUUCAGUAGCCUCCAUCUGAGUAGCCUAUACCUUCUAAAUUUAUGACGGCUUAAUGACAGCUAUCAAAUGACAGCUGUCAUUUCAGUGUAUCCAUUUGAACUGACAUGUUUGUUGUCGUCUAUGAAGUCACUGAAAUUCCUUGCUAAGCGCACUUGCCAUUCACACUAAAUCUUUCCUCAAUAUGUAUAUUUUAAGCGGCUAAGGGGAUCAGGGAAUGGGGUUAGAGAAUAAAUCGAAUUUGAUUCUAAGCAACAAGAAAAAACAAAUAAGCGCUUUUAUAAUGUUUUACUUUUUAUUUUGAACAUUAAUCCAAACCUUUUGCACAUCCUUGAUAUUUAACUGUCUAAAAAAACAAAAUGAAAAGAAAAAAAUUAAUGCUGUUUGAAUACUGCCAGUUGAUUAAUAACGAUUAUGCAUUGACUGAAAAAAUAAGCUAAUUUUGGAGGAAAUAACUUUGUAAUAUUUAUCUCUUGCAAGCUAUGUUUAAUAAAGGAUGGAACAGUUUACAA
Molecule: messenger RNA, 7080 nt
Organism: Anguilla rostrata (American eel)
Lineage: Eukaryota; Metazoa; Chordata; Actinopteri; Anguilliformes; Anguillidae
Gene: gatad2b
Product: GATA zinc finger domain containing 2B
Exons: 11
Coding region: 258-2198 (646 amino acids)
Biological process (GO): negative regulation of transcription by RNA polymerase II
Cellular component (GO): NuRD complex
Molecular function (GO): sequence-specific DNA binding
Source: RefSeq, a predicted model, not a curated record